AACGCUCCCAAUCGGGAGGCAGACGAUCUUUUCGUCACGAAAGGUCUCUUUUGGCGUGGUCGAUUGUGUAGUCAUGCCUUCCGUGCUUUUGACCGAAUCCAUUGCGGUCGAAAUGGGAGCUAUGGAACCAUGGCCAGAAGAUGCAAGACUUUAUCAGCCAAGUGAAUAUAUGCAGAUUUUAUUGCCUGAUUACACUAAUUGCUUGAGCAUACAAGCAUUUCUUAGAAUGUGCUGUUUGAAAUAUAGAGUCGUAAUGAGAAAAAAUGCCGAACACAUGUCUCCUUCAGGACAUGUACCUUUUUUAAAAUGUGGAGCUUUUGUCAUUUCUGAAAUAGAUCCUAUUAUAGCAUUUGUAAAUACAAAGGGUAUUCAUCUGAGUCAACAUCUCGACGGUGCUCAAAAAGCAGAUAUGAGAGCGUAUAUGGCUUUGAUUAAUGUUGUUCUUGGUAAUGCAGAAUUGUAUGUAAGUUGGUGCCACAAUGCUACUGUAAAUGAGAAAACAAAGCCUAGAUGUUUAUCUGUUUAUCCAUGGCCACUAAAUUAUUUUUUAUAUUGGCAAAAGAAAUCUGUGAUGAAGUCAAAAUUAGCCUCAAAUCAUUGGUUGGAUAAAACUUUGGAUGAGGUUUAUGAAGAAGUAACAAGUUGUUGUCAUGCUUUAUCAGAAAGAUUAGGAAAACAAGCAUAUUUUUUUGGCACAAAACCAACCGAGCUUGACGCCCUGGUUUAUGGCCAUUUGAUGGGCAUUCUGACCACGGCCCUUCCAGACAAUGGACUGGCAUCCAUUGUCAGAAACUUUGAAAAUCUUCUGAAAUUGGUCAGUCGAAUAGACACGCAGUACUUUCGACAAAAUGAAAACUUGUAUGACAGUCCUUUGGAAGAGUAAUCUGUCUGCAUGCUUGUGGAAUAGUCACCCGGCACAGGAGAAAGGUUAGCACAGAGGCCCAUUUUUUCUAGUUAAGGCUGAUGCGCACCAGCAGCAAAA
Molecule: messenger RNA, 982 nt
Organism: Centruroides sculpturatus (bark scorpion)
Lineage: Eukaryota; Metazoa; Arthropoda; Arachnida; Scorpiones; Buthidae
Product: metaxin-2-like
Exons: 9
Coding region: 74-883 (269 amino acids)
Biological process (GO): mitochondrion organization
Cellular component (GO): SAM complex
Source: RefSeq, a predicted model, not a curated record